CAUCGUCGCGGCCUGAAUGAUCCUUCUAUCGCUAAUGGCGUCGUCUCCGCCAACGAGGCAAUCUUCUACGAAAACAAACCCUGCCAAGCCGAUUUCCAACCGCCCUAGGGGCCCUAUUGCGGUUUAGUGGUGUCGAUUCCGGGCCUUAGACUGUCGUGAUUCCGGUGGCGUGUCGUUCGACUGGUUUUAAUGAGUGGGUUUUGGUCAGAAACGGCCUCAAUUCGUGGGCGAUCGUCGAGUUCCGAUCGCCUGGAUUUCACAUAAAGAGAGGUUGUGUAGUGGCGAAAACAGCGACGUGAUUGCGAGCGAUACUGGGGCUUUGAUAGACUUCACCUUCCGAACCUUCCCCCUCCCGUGGAAUUCGUACAUUGUUGGAUUGGCUCUGGGUGGAGAGUAGCCAGCCGGCUGCUAGGACUAGCUCGUUUGACACGCUCGACACGCUUGUCUGGCGUCGCAACUCAAAGGGUGGCAGAUCAUCUCAAUCCAUGCCCACCACCCCCCUGAUUGAUGGAUUGAUUGUUGACCAUGUCCGAGGAGAUCGUGUUGUCGGAUCGGAACGUGCCCCGACAGCCACUCGAGGAUGAACUCACACGUUUGUACAGUCAGGGUUUUCUCACGGAUAUCACUUUGUCCACCGAGGAUGGCAAAAAUUUCGAGGCCCACCGGAUCUUGUUGGCCGCUCGCUCUCAGUACUUUCAUUCCAUCGUGCCCCGGUUGAAGGCCGAGCCGGUCAUCUUCCUGAAAGGCAUCAAAGGCGCUCAUUUGGACAAGAUCCUCAAAUUUAUGUACGGCACCCGGGUGGCCGUGUCCAAGCAUCAAUUAAAACCCAUCUUGGAAGUGGCCAAGAAUCUGCAAGUGAAAGGCCUUCAAGAUGUGUCAGCCAGUGAAGUGCUUAGCCGACAGAGUGUGGUCAGUGCGGGCCGAUUCAAGCCCGAUUCGCCGCUGGCUUCGCCCAUCUUGGCCGCUAGCAAAUUGGCUCAAUCCCGACAGAUGCAGUCCACCUUUGAUAAAACCACCCUGGCCACGUUUAAAAGUCCCAUGGGACGGCGAGGUCGGACCAUGAUGAAUGGCUCGCCCACUCCAUCCGAUUCCGAAGAACAGCGGGGAGGAGGAGGAGGCCAGGAAUCCGAUGAUGAAUCUGGACCUCGAACACGAAAAGGUCGGCGAGGACGACCCCCUAAGAAGGACAAGACCGUUUCUAAGGACAAGGGCAAAGGUGAUCCGUACGAAUUCGAAGAAGACGAUGAUAAGAAUGAAGCCAGUCAAAGUGGCGAUGAACAAGACUCCAAUAAGCGUGGCUGGCGAUAUCAAUCCGAUCGAAAACGCAAAGGCGAAGAAGAAGGCGAUGGGUCCGAGCGCACGGGUUCCCCAAGUCAAGACGAAGAAUCCGGAUCUGCCAAGAAAAAGAGGACCAUUUCUGUGAAGUGCAAAGGUAACUUGGCCGAUCUGUAUCCUACUCGCUUCGUAAGCGGCGUGCGAGGUCAAUGCAUCAAAUUCAAGGACCAAUUAAUGACUCCUCAAGAGUUUGAAGUUGCAUGCGGAGGCAGUGGCAAAAAGUAUUUAGAGAACAUUAAGACUGAUUAUGGACCUCUCAAAACCUUGACGGCUUCGGGCAUGUUGAGGCAACUCCAAGGACGAGCGGGUCGAAGCGAGUCCCCGCCGUCGAGAUCUCCCAGCAAAUCAAGUAAACGGCAAAGAGACAACGAAGAGGAGGGCAAUGAAGAGGACGAUGAGGACGGGGAAGAAGAUGAGGACACCGAGGAACGUCAGGAAGAGACCAACGAAGAGGAAGAGGCUGAAGAAGAAGAGGACGAAGAAGAAGAGGUAGAAAGCGAAGUCAUGCAACAGCAGGAAAUGGUGGAGGAGCAGGAAAAGGACACCCAAACUGACGGUCUUAUCAUACGAGGCAAGAAGAAGAAGAAAAAGCACAGAGACGAUUGGAAAAAACAUUUAACCACGCAUUUGAAGACGGAAGUGAUCAUGCACAAUGAGCAUCAGCCCCAUCACCUCCAACCCAUUAUGUUCUCUGGCAGCAAUGACCCUCUUGGUCUGAUGACCUCGAUGCCUCAGCCGACAUUUGCUGCUCCCAAUAUCAUGGAUCAACCCCCCAAGAUCUCACCCGCCAACUUGAUCCAUGAACAUCAUCAGCAACAACAGCAAACUCAGACCCUUUAUGUGAUGAGUCCGCACCCGAGCAUGACCCCUCAGCAUCAUGCCUUUGCCCCUCCUAUGUCGCCCAUGCCUCACAACCCACCCACUCCCAUUCCGAGCUUCUCAAUGCCAGUUGUGUCGAACGCACAGCCCACAUUCGCAAAGCCAUUGACACCAAUUCCAUCGACGCAAUCGCAAAUGUCUCAAAUGGGAAUGAGUGGGAUGGGCUCGUCCCGCAUUGGAAACAUUCUAAAUGUGCGUUGCAAGUCGACCACGGCCAUUUUGGUGGCGAGCAAAUACGAGUCUGGAAGCAAAGGCAAAUGUAUCCAACUAGGCGAUGAGUGGCUCACCCCCAAUGAGUUCGAAGACCGAGCAGGCUCGAAAGCCAAAAAGUACCUCAGCAGCAUCAAAUGCAUGGGUCGUCCAUUGCGAGUAUAUGUCAAUAGCGGGGAGCUCCGAGGGGCCAAUCCACCGCCCCAACCCAAAUCCAAGCAGAAGCAGUUGAAGCAAAUGCCUCACUCCCACCAACAAGCCAUAGCCCCAGCGCCCCUUCAAGGCCCUUCAUUAACGCCCACUCAUAUCUCAAAUGCGCCCUCGAUGCCUCAUGGUCUCAUCAUGAGCGGGAAUCAAACUCCCAUUUUAUUCAACCAAACCUCCAUGGCAAGCUCAAUGAUCGGCAAUCAGCCCAUCAACUUGCCCAUGACCUUUGCCUUGGCCUCGCCACUCGAAGUCCGACAGAACGUAUCACAACCCAUGUAGACACCUCAUAUUGAGCUAAACAAACUGAACCUCAACCCUCGUGACGAUUGGACCGACCCCAGUACAAAAUAUCGCGAGGCCCAUGCAGCAUCCCAAGUUUCCCUAGGAUUCGAGAUUCUCUGAAACCUCCAACUUUUAGUUAUUUUUUUAGUAUCAUCAUGCCAUACUAGUAACAAUCUUUGAUUUUAUGUUAACAUUCAAUGAUAACAAAUUUCUUUUGCAUUAUUCUCAACGUUUGAUGUCAUUUGAUGUUUUCGCGCUUUUUUUUCCCAUGUGUGUAUAUUAAAAAGACAACACAAAUUUACUAUUA
This is a messenger RNA of Tigriopus californicus, 3220 nucleotides long. RefSeq lists its product as uncharacterized. Gene Ontology annotation, biological process: positive regulation of transcription by RNA polymerase II. The transcript is spliced from 2 exons. NCBI's taxonomy places the organism in Eukaryota, Metazoa, Arthropoda, Copepoda, Harpacticoida, Harpacticidae. The coding region runs from base 526 to 2910 and encodes 794 amino acids. The record is from RefSeq and is a predicted model, not a curated record. Gene Ontology annotation, molecular function: DNA-binding transcription activator activity, RNA polymerase II-specific; protein binding; RNA polymerase II cis-regulatory region sequence-specific DNA binding.